CUUUAAAGCACCAGUGAGUCCAUGGCUUGUGUUGGAAAGUCUGAGUCUUUUCAUCUAAAGAAAUAUCUCAUUUUUAAACAGUUGUCUCUCUUGAACAGUGUUUAGUAUUUAAGGGAGGUAAAAUAAUAUCAAAAGUGAAAGUGAAAUUCUCCAUUUCAGUAUAAAAGCUGAUCCACAAACAGCAGAGCCCCAGACCGCACCUUGGCUUCAAGAUGGCUUCGCCACACCAAGAGCUGAAACCUGGAGACCUGAUUGAGAUUUUCCGCCUUGGCUAUCAGCACUGGGCCCUCUAUGUGGGUGACGGCUACGUGAUCCAUCUGGCUCCUCCAAGUGAAUACCCCAGAGCUGGCCCCUCCAGUGCCCUGUCAGUCCUAGACCGCAAUGCAGUAGUGAAGCAGGAGCGCCUGGAGGAUGUGGUGGAAGGCUGUAACUAUCGGGUCAACAACAGCUUGGACCGUGAGUACAGACCACGGCCCAUUCAGGUGAUCAUCAGUUCUGCGAAGAAGAAGGUUGGUCAGAAGAUGGAGUACAAUAUUGUGAGAAGGAACUGUGAGCACUUUGUUACCGAGCUGAGAUAUGGCAAGUCCCGCUGUAAACAGAACAGAUGUCCUCACCUGGAAGCUGUCUCAAAAGGAUCUCAUCAGCCCAUUCUCAGGACAAGCCCAACACCAAGAAGUGGUCACAGCCCAGAAAAAUGGAGACCCCGGGGACACAGCCAACAGCUUCUCUGGGAGAGGAUUCUGAGCCAGCCAGCGGGGAGGGGAGAAGACAGGAGAUGCCAGGCCGUAGGGGAGGCAGGACAGCAAGGAGAGGGAGAGGAGUUCCAGGCCCUUGGGAGGGAGAAAGUGCCAGCGUGGGCUUGCUGUGAAUCUCAACAAAAGCUGCUUGCUUUGCAGGUGGAAAGCACGGUUGACAAAGGUGUGGUCAUGAUUAUUCUUGGAAUUGUUCUUGGAAGCUCUUUUGCGAUUGGGAGAUACCUAAACCAGUGACAACCUGAAGCAGUCACAAUAUCCUGUGUUAGAAGCAGCUGUGGAGGUCCCAGUGGAAAUGGGCCUCCCCACGCCUCCAGUAGCCUGACCCUUGCUCUCUGUCUCGGGCUGUCUCUAGCUCCUUUCCUCUCUGUUUCCUUCUCUUGCUGGCUAAAGGAUGAUCUAAUUGAAACAAGACUGAAGGAUCAAUAAACAUCCAUUUACCCCUUCAGAAAGGACUUCUA
This is a messenger RNA of Sapajus apella (tufted capuchin), 1213 nucleotides long. RefSeq names its product phospholipase A and acyltransferase 4 (gene PLAAT4). The record is from RefSeq and is a predicted model, not a curated record. The transcript is spliced from 4 exons. The coding region runs from base 213 to 989 and encodes 258 amino acids. Gene Ontology annotation, cellular component: cytoplasm. Gene Ontology annotation, biological process: N-acylphosphatidylethanolamine metabolic process. NCBI's taxonomy places the organism in Eukaryota, Metazoa, Chordata, Mammalia, Primates, Cebidae. Gene Ontology annotation, molecular function: A2-type glycerophospholipase activity; glycerophospholipid phospholipase A1 activity.